CGAUCGAACCCAGGUCGUGGUUCGUUCCACCCACCCCUCUCAUCUCAGACCACCCACGGUUCAAGGUCCAAACCAACCCCCUGACCCACAAACUCCCUCGUGCCUCCUCUCCAUUUGCCACCCCACCACGCAGAGAACCUUCUCUGGCGUCUCCUUUAAGCUAAGCAUAAAGCGAUCUCAAUCCAUAAACCCAGGUGCUCUCUCUAUCCGUCUCUGCCAGAAUGGCACAGCUGCCGGACCCUGGGCCCAGCCACCCAGACCUGGGUGCACAGAAAGCAAUAAAAAGUCGCCAAACGGGAUUGAUAUAAUGACUGCCCAUGGGCUUCUUCUCUUGCUCUCUCUCUCCUCUUUCUCUCCCUCCCUCUCUCUCUCUCUCUACACUUGUAACGUGCGCCUUUACGCUUCCACUUCUUCCACAGAAGGCCGACCGCCACUGCCCACGGCGGACAAGGGCGUGCCGAGGGCUUGGCACGCGCCUCUGCACCGCUCGGGCCCUUCGUGUCCCCCACUUGACGACGGCCGCCCCCUCUCUCUCUCUAGGUGCUUUCUCUCUCUAAGCGCUCACCCAACUGUAACGAACCCCUGCACCUCGUUUUUAACGGUCCCGCCAAGUGCGGUUCGUUGCUCUCACUUGCUGCCGGGGUUGAAAUUUUGAAGUUUCUAGUUUGCGCUCGCGCGCCUUUAUAUCUUAGGAUCCGAUUUGGACGGUGCCUCUGCGAUCCAAAUUUCAGUUACGGUGAGAGAGAGGGGCAUGUAGUAUUUAGAUUUUAGGAGAUGGUGUUGAUUCUUGUUACUGGUUCUGUAGCUAUGGAGGAGAUAUAUUUGUUGAUUUGCUGCGAUGGUGGAGCUGAGACUGAGAGGGAGUGAGCACGGGUUGGGGUAGCCAUGCUCGAGGUUCUGUUUGGUUGGCGAAAGGCUUCAAAAUGCAAAAGCCUGAUAAGGCAGGUGCAGCGUCGUCUGAAAGUGGUCAGAAACAAGCGGGCUCAAGUGGUGAAGCAGCAACGCCGUGACGUUGCUCAGCUUCUUGAAGACGGUGACCAAAACAGUGCUCUCGCCCGUGUUGAGCAACUCUUGAAGGACCAAGACAUCUUGAUUGCAUAUGAUUUACUUUAUACCUAUUGUGAAUUCAUCCUCAGCCAAAUUCCAUACAUCCGCAAGCACAAGGAUUGUCCCAAUGACAUAAAUGAAGCAGUUUCGAGCCUUAUAUUUGCAGCUGCAAGAUGUGCAGACCUUCCUGAGUUGCAACCUUUGCGGCGAUUAUUUGGAGAGCGCUAUGGCCAUCAGUUUGCAGUGGCAGCUGUGGAAUUGUUUCCUGGUAGCCUUGUGAAUCGUCAGAUAUGUGAGAAACUGUGCACUACGACGAUAUCAGAAGAUGAUAAGCUCAGAUUCAUAUCUGACUUGGCAAGAGACUACAGGCUUCGACUGGGUCCUCCUAAGGUUGAGGAUGAUCAGAGGCUUCCCCUACAAGAGGUCCAGGGGUUGCAUGUUAAAAAGAAAGAAUCUGUGCCCAGAAGAGAUGAGGAGGUUGGGGAAAGGGAGAUUCAAGUUAUAUUUAGCAGUAUCAAUGGCGCAAACAGGAACUCCACCAAAUUGUAUGGGCCAUUCCAGCAUUAUGGACAGAAGCACAGGGGACAUCUCCGACGAGAUGAGAGAGGAUCAACAUGGAAACAACUGAGGGAGAAUUCAUGCCAGUGUCGUGCUGCCUCAGACGUAACCACUAGUAAUUUGAGAGAUUCAAAUUCUCAAGUAAUAAAACCACAACCUCAUGUGCGCUCCUCUGUUCUUGAUGGCAUGCUCAGUAAGCAUAUGGAGAUGGAUCCUGAAUUUGAAUUCACCCAUGUUAAGGAUGGAUAUUCUAUGCAGACUUUUGUUCAUGGGUUGAAAUGGUCACCACAAGUCCAAGAGGGCGUCGUAGUUAAUACUGAUCGAGGUGAAGAAUUUUGUCCAGAGUUCAAAGAAGAUAGUGAAAUGGGAAAGAACAGAGUUGUUAAGUUAGCAUCACAUGAACUACAUCACAAAGAAAGUCAUCUCCAACCCCAAGAGAAGGGUGAUCGCAUAACGAAGCAGAUGCCUUUGAAAAUUCAAAACCAGAAAGAUGUUAGGAAGGCCACGAGAGUUAGUAGCAACACACCCCAAAGUGCUCACACAGGAGAUUGCCAUUUGACAAUGAGCAUGAAAGAUGUGGAAUAUGCACUUUAUUAUGAUGAGGCGGAAGAAGACAAUUCGGAUAUGGAAUGUUCUAAAUGCAAGUGGAAACUGGAAGAGGGCCUGUAUAUAGAAAUCGACCUCCCAUCCGCAAAGGGAAGGAUAUUCAGAAGAAAGAGGACUCAGGAAAAUGGUAAGGUUUUGAGUAAUGGAAGAAGAAACUCCAAUAAUGGCAACAGAACAUCAUCAAGAAGGCAACGGCUAAAUCAAGAGGACACCCUGUAUGCCAAUCGAGAUUUCCCCUGCAAAAUGCCCAUUAGUAAUGCCGAAGACCAUGAAUGUAAUUUCGUCGACGAAUUGGUUUAUGAUGGAAAGGGAUCAGAGGAUCAUCCUCAAUUACGCCACCCAUGUGGAAGCAUGAAAAGACAUUCUAUGGAGCAUCUGGAUUCCACGACCGAAAGCCUAAUGAACCAAAGUUCAAAUGGAAAACCUGUAGGAAAGGUUGGUACAUAUUUUUCUGAAAAAAAUGGUACCAACCUUCGUUCUUCACACUCACAUAACGGUGGCAAGUUAAUCCAAACAUCCAAGGAGUCUUUAAGUGGUCAGCAGGCAGGUGUAGAAAUUCCUGGCAAAAGCAAGGAAGAUAGAAGUACCUUACAACCUGGAGAGGGUGCCUCAUCAAAACAGUUACCUCAACCUCCUUAUAUGAGGGCCAAUACUUUGCCAAAUGAACGGUCAGGAUGCAGCCCCAUGGUGAGACAAACUGUUAGGUCGGUUUCGUUUCAGGCCAAUGAUUUAAGAGAUAGCCCGUCUCGUACUCCACAUGUACAUCCCAAGCUCCCGGAUUACGAUGACUUGGCCGCAAAGUUCAAGGCCCUUAAAGAUGAGCGCCGAAAAAGUAAUGCCUAAAUGAGCAGUAGUUGUAUAGUAAUAUGUAUAUUCAUCCUCAUUUCUUUUCUAAAAAGGAACUUUUUUUGUAAUAUUUUCCCAUUCUCCCACCUGCAAAACUGAAAUGAGAGCACAAAUAAUGUGUUGUGGCCAUUUCCAUCUAUUCAUUACGUAUGUCCUAUUUUUGUCCUAUUUUUGUAUUAGUAAUGAGGGUUCUAUA
Amborella trichopoda is the source of this 3253-nucleotide messenger RNA. RefSeq lists its product as uncharacterized. Gene Ontology annotation, biological process: protein transport. Lineage: Eukaryota; Viridiplantae; Streptophyta; Magnoliopsida; Amborellales; Amborellaceae. The record is from RefSeq and is a predicted model, not a curated record.